Molecule: messenger RNA, 1047 nt
Organism: Wasmannia auropunctata (little fire ant)
Lineage: Eukaryota; Metazoa; Arthropoda; Insecta; Hymenoptera; Formicidae
Exons: 3
Source: RefSeq, a predicted model, not a curated record
GUCGAAAAGAAAGUUAAACAGAUGCCUACGCAAAAAUGAGUCGUACGUUGAGCGCACAUAAAGGUGACGCUGGUGGCUUUGUGUGAAUAGCGAAUAUCCCUUCCACUUCCUUUUCGAUGGGGCCUCAUAACAUGACCAUGGACAUGACACGUGAUCGCGUGAGCUGCGUUCUUUUUCGUAGAGACCGUGAAGGGGCGCGAGCCUCAUUUCUUACAUCGCAUUAUUUGCAAUAUUCGCAUUGUCGGCCAUUGUUCAUAGACGAAAUUGUUGUAUUUAUAUAUUAUAUACUAUUUCGUAAAUAACAGCUAGUUAACAAAGGACAGUGUGGAAUAUCAGCGAAGUUGACAUAUCUUCAAAAGAAUUUGAAAUUUUUCUCAAUCAAAACAUUUUAGAAGAAAACGAACACAUAAUAUGGAAGGGAAAGAGAAUUCUGACGAAAAACAAGUUGAGAAUGUCUUUACUGAGGAGUCUUCAGAAAAGCAGCAGGCUUUAUCAGUUUUACCUUCAUAUAUCAAGAGUUAUUCUACCACACAAAUUGAAUCGACUACAUUCGAGUAUUCAUGGAAAAUCGAUCAAUUUAAGCUUGUUUGUAAAAUUCUAGAUACAUUAUGUUCUGCACCAUUUCCAGAAAACGGUAAAUACAUGAUUCAAAUGAAUAUUAUACGUAAAUCUAAAUCUCCAAAUGAGGACAAACUUUUGAGUGGUAAUAAUAAUACAUCAAAUAUAUUCUGUAAUUCUUGUCAUACUAAUAGAUCAUUUUACUGUAAUUAUUGUCGUAAUACCAACAGUACUGUGGAAAAAAAUUGGUUUGAAUCUCUAAAUGCCCAAAUUUACAUGCGUACUAAUACACCAUUUUUUGGUUCAUGUACUGUGAUGAAUUCGCCUAAAUUGGUACAAUCAAAAACAGUUGCGGGUCAUAUAGAGGAUAUGACAUUAUUAAUGGAAACUUCAGACCUUGAUUACAUUUACACCGAUACGCUUAAAAUACACUGCAAGUUUGAAAUUUUUCAUACAAUAACAAAUAAGGCUAUACAUAAGAUCGGAAGA